Molecule: messenger RNA, 2252 nt
Organism: Ictidomys tridecemlineatus (thirteen-lined ground squirrel)
Lineage: Eukaryota; Metazoa; Chordata; Mammalia; Rodentia; Sciuridae
Source: RefSeq, a predicted model, not a curated record
GGCUUUGUAUUUUUCAGCACGCGGCAUGCUUGGAUGUCCCUACUCUGGCUGUGGCAUGGAGGGCCAAAGGCUCCUCUUCGUCACUGCCCUUGCCCUAGAGCUCCUGGGAAGGGCUGGGGGGUCCCAGCCAGCCCCCCGGAGCUGGGGAGCUGCAGCAGCCUGUCGCCUGGACAACAACGAAAGCGAGUCCUGGGGGACCCUGCUGAGCACAGAGAGGCUAGACACCUGGAUCUGCUCCCUCCUGGGCUCACUCAUGGUGGGACUCAGUGGGGUCUUCCCAUUGCUUGUUAUUCCCCUGGAGAUGGGGACCAUGCUUCGCUCAGAAGCUGGGGCCCGGCGCCUGAAGCAACUACUCAGUUUUGCCCUGGGGGGACUCUUAGGCAACGUGUUUCUGCACCUGCUGCCCGAGGCAUGGGCCUACACAUGCAGCUCCAGCCCUGGUGGUGAGGGCCAGAGCCUGCAGCAGCAACAGCAACUAGGACUAUGGGUCAUCGCUGGCUUCCUGACCUUCCUGGCAUUGGAGAAGAUGUUCCUGGACAGCAAGAAGGAGGGGGCCAACCAGGCCCCCAGCAAAGACCCCACUGCUGCCGCGCUCAAUGGAGGCCACUGUCUGGCCCAGCCGGCUGCAGAGCCCGGCCUGAGAGCCGUGGUCCGGAACCUCAAAGUCAGUGGCUAUCUCAACCUGCUGGCCAACACCAUAGACAACUUCACUCACGGGCUGGCCGUGGCUGCCAGCUUCCUUGUGAGCAAGAAGAUCGGGCUCCUGACCACCAUGGCCAUCCUCUUGCAUGAGAUCCCCCACGAGGUGGGCGACUUUGCCAUCUUGCUCCGGGCCGGCUUUGACCGAUGGAGCGCAGCCAAGCUGCAGCUCUCAACAGCACUGGGGGGCCUUCUGGGCGCCUGCUUUGCCAUCUGUACACAGUCCCCCAAGGGAGUAGAGGAAACGGUGGCCUGGAUCCUGCCCUUUACCUCUGGUGGCUUUCUCUAUAUCGCUUUGGUGAACGUGUUGCCUGAUCUCUUGGAGGAAGAUGACCCUUGGCGCUCCCUGCAGCAGGUGCUCCUGUUAUGCUCUGGCAUCACGGUGAUGGCGCUGCUCUCACUCUGCGUAGAGUAACCUCCGCUGGUGCCCUACCCCAUACAGCAAUAAGAGACUCGGAUUCACUCUGUGACCUUGUGUGUGAAGCAGAGAAGGCGAGUGCUUGAGAGAACCAGCCUCUGACCAGACAGGAGGGUGCGUGUGGUGUGCACAUGUGGUCAGAGGUGUGUGCGUGAGACCGACACUGUGAUCUCCGUGCGCAGGGCCCAGGGCCCAGCACUGCACCUGCCCCAGCCCUGCUGCAGCCUCCUCUCCCUGCCACCCUGUCGUCUUGCACCAGCUGGAGUGAACAGUGAGGAAUAGCAGAGGGCUUGCCCUGCCAGGACCCCAAAAGGAGAGCAGCCCAAGGAGCCCAGGCUGCCAGGAACCCCAAAGCUAUACUGCCUCUGCUGUGGCCUCCUGGGCCUCUGGCUUGAGGGGGCAACCCUGUGCUCGUGCACCCCAGCCCCAAGAAGCCUAGGGGCCUAAGCUGGGGUAGCUUCUCUCUGCUGCGUCCAUUUUCCUGGCCUUGCCUUUGCCACCUCGACAGCCAAAGAAAGGGGAGGCAGGUUCUCCUGUAGCCCCCAACCCCACUCAGCACUGACGGUCCUACCCCUCCAAGCACUGAGCAGGGAGCUGGAGGACUUUUCUUCAGGGCUGCCUGCCCAGACUAGCUCCUGUUCCCCUGGUGAACGCUCCCUGGCAGUGCUGGCAGCUCUUGCCACCUCCAGCUGCCAAACAGCAGCCUGCAGGGCAGCAAGCAGCCCCAACUGGCCAGAGGCCUCCCAGUCCAGCUCAGGGAUGCUCCUGCCAACACAGGCUCUGACAGACAUGCCUGGGGCGGGAGGAACGAGCCAGGCUGCCCUUCCCUGCUAGGCCCCUUCUCUUCUGCCCAUGGAGGUAAGGUGGGCGUGGCGAAGGCUCCACAUUGUCAGCGCUCAGGAAUGUGCUCUGGGAGAAUGCUGAAGCCAUAAUCCCCAGCUAUUUCCCUUGGCUGGCGCCCAGGUACUCAGCUGGCCCACUCCACAGCCAGGAUCCAAUCCUGCCGCUGGACUGUGGAUAUUUAGAGAAUUGGCCGUGGAAAGGGUCUCUCAUGGUCCUACAGCCAUCAUGCUGUGGUACCAUCUGUAUCUGUAAAUACCUGUUCUAUAGAUAUGAAUAAAUAUUCUCCACAGAA